Messenger RNA from Drosophila willistoni, 1401 nucleotides. It is a transcript of the gene aln, whose product is annotated as divergent protein kinase domain 1C. Bases 24 to 1295 code for a protein of 423 amino acids. NCBI's taxonomy places the organism in Eukaryota, Metazoa, Arthropoda, Insecta, Diptera, Drosophilidae. The transcript has 5 exons. The record is from RefSeq and is a predicted model, not a curated record.
ACUGAUAUUAAAUAGAGUGAAGCAUGUUGACGGCCCUACCACGAAAAUUUCGUUUAGGAAUGCAGCGAACGGUACUUAUUGCAGUCCUCCUGGCGGUGGGCCUUUUCAGUUAUGCCUUUCUCAAUUUGAAGUUCUGUUUCAAGCUCAUGUCCCACAGAAGCCUCAAUCUGAUGUGCCAGAAAUUUGAACAGCAUGAAUAUAGUGGAUCCCUGUGCGAGGAACUUUGUGCUUCGCAGACAAACUUUGAUAAUUUCCAAUGCCCUUUGAACGAUAUGAAGACCAUUUUGUUUACGGCCGAAAAGAAUGGCGAUGUGUAUGCCGUGAAGUUGGCUAGGCACAAUGAUGAUGAACUGAGCUGGAAGAACAGCAAGGGUGAAGCAAUUUACCCCAAAAUCGAGGAAUUCCAUGAGAUUGUCAAGCUUCACAUUAUAUUGGCCUAUAAUGUCACUCUAGAUGAUAAUAUGAUUCGCGCUUUGGUCAAUCAAGAGAUAUCGGAUAAUAAUUCCCAGCAAAUGGUUAGCUUUUGGCGUCUGUUCAAGGAUAACAACUAUAUGAUGGGCAAACUAUUCGAUGAAGAGUCCAUAUUUCCAUCUGUGCUGGGAUCCUGUGGUCCAUAUUAUGCCACCGAAGGAUUGCAAAUUGUUCAAUCGAAUCCCAGCAUUAUGCAAUAUUUAGCUUCCAAUCGCCAGCAGCGGCUUAAGCACGCUCUCAAUAUCAUGGAGUUUCUAUUCCGACUGGACGAAAUGAAACCGGAACCCCUGAAGAUGUGCAAAAUGCAAGUGAACCGCUUUGGCCUAACGCCGGAACAUCGUCUCAAAUACCAAUCGGCCGAGCAUGUCUAUGUGGAGAGUCAACUGGAUAAACGAAUGUCCCGGGGAGUACGCUGCCAUCGGCAUCAAGACUGCAACUUCCAUUCGUGUCGCGGCCUGUGCGAUGAGGAGCGUCAGGCCUGCACGAACAUUCAGCAGAAUAAUAAUUUUCAAAUAUUCUGCGAACACAUUCUUCUGGGCAGUGGCACCUUUCAGCCGGGUCUAUUGAGCGGUGUGCGUUUGGCACGUCCGCUGCAGAAGUUAAUCAAGAUGUGCAUUGAUCCAGCCAAGGAUCAACAAGUGCCAGGUCGUCGUCAGGCGCCAAAUAUGCAAUUAGCCGUUAGACUAUACAAUGAAAUCAAACAAUUGCAUCAGCAAACUAUUGCAGCAGGAGGAGGCGGUGGCGGUGGCGGCGGCGUUGGAGUGGGAGCUAACGAUAAGGCUAACAAUGAUGAAGUUCCUCCAAAACAGAGACAGAUUCCAUAAUAAAUUAUGUUGUGCUCACAGAUGAAAAUAGUUUAAUUGGCAUGCAGUUCCGAGUAGAUUUUCCAUUUUAAAAUUAAAGGUUUUGCUCAAAUAUAUACACACACAC